This is a messenger RNA of Aureobasidium namibiae CBS 147.97, 2172 nucleotides long. RefSeq lists its product as uncharacterized. The record is from RefSeq and is a predicted model, not a curated record. Bases 1 to 2172 code for a protein of 723 amino acids. NCBI's taxonomy places the organism in Eukaryota, Fungi, Ascomycota, Dothideomycetes, Dothideales, Saccotheciaceae. Gene Ontology annotation, molecular function: DNA-binding transcription factor activity, RNA polymerase II-specific; carboxy-lyase activity; zinc ion binding. The transcript is spliced from 3 exons. Gene Ontology annotation, biological process: DNA-templated transcription; regulation of DNA-templated transcription.
AUGACUCCAGCGCCAGCAGAUGUGCCUGCCAAAGCCGAGGUGGACGACUUCUUGCGUCGCAAACGAAAGGCGCGUGAACACAAGGCGUGCUAUCCGUGUCGACAACGAAAAGUUCGCUGUGAUCUUGCCAGGCCCUGCCGCACCUGUGUUGAGCGCGAACAUCCAGAAUUGUGCGACUACCAUCCACCUAGCAAGAAGCAGAACACUUCCUCCUCAUCCUCGGCAACUCUCCCGCUUCCUACUGCGGGUACCAGCGGAGGAGUUUCUGCAUCGAGUGCCAACACAGUGACGCUUUCACGAUCGGAUUUUGAUCAUCUCUGUCGCAAACUUGACAAUGUCGAAAACGCGCUGGAAGACAUGCGUAGGGAGAUGAGGGGUAGGAAUAGUAGACCGGCUCAGCACACUUCUGGACGUUCUUCACCAUCAAGCACUACGCAGAAGACGGACACUGCUCAGCCAUGGAUCAAUAAUCAAUUCACCCGUCAUACCACUGUUCAUGGACUUCACGCUCGCAAUGAUCUUACUGGGCAAACUGUACAUCUUGGAGGAUCCUCGGUACCCGCGCUUGUCAUGGCUUUGGGCCAAGGUGACCGCGAACAGCCUUCGGUUCAAGAAAUCUUGGGCAGAUCCAUUCUUCCCAUGUUCGGUCUGGACAACGAGACAGCGACGUAUCCGUUUGUGGAUCUCUGGGGACUGGCUCAUGGCUCGCUCGCACGCGCGCAAGAAUUGGCCAAGACGAUACCUACCGACAGCCAAUGUUUGUCUUUCUUCCGAUACUAUCAGAAUCUUGGAAACAUCAUUUUCCCAGGUGUUGCAGACAUUUCGACGUUCGAGAUGGACUUGACGCGAUUCCUGCAGAAGAGGAACGAACAGAUGGGUGUAGCUGGAUCUCUGCCUGCCGACAGUCCUCUUCCUGGAGUAAAUGAGCAGGCUAUCUACGACAAGAAUCUUGAGUGGGUGGGAUUGCUGUUCGCCGUUCUGGCAAGUGGUUGCCAGUGCUCUGGCCUGCCGAGGAAAGAACGAGAAUUGACCUCUCAAGUCUACACAGUGUGUUGCAGUUUCGAAUGUCUGCGCUUCACCAACUUCCUAUCGCAUGUGACAUUAGAGAGUAUCCAAACACUGUUGAUUCUUGGAAAUGUUAUUUCCAACAACAUGAACGCCGGCACUUCAUGGUCUCUCAUGGGACUUACGCUAAGACUAGCAAUGAGUCUGGGUUUACACCGUAGCUGUCCACCUGCCGCAGACAUCGAGACCAAAGCAAUUCGAUCCAAAGUAUGGUGGUCAAUCGUAUGGCAGGACAGUCUACUGUCAAUCACAUACGACCGAGCCGCGACGACCGCAUAUAUCGACCCGUCAAGUAUGCCAGCACCCGACGCAUACACUGAAAUCCCACCUUAUCACCUCGCCAUGUACAGACUCUGCAGGGUCGGUCUGGAAAUUGUUCGCGACCGCACGAAAACCAUGAGCUCGCGUGAGCUGUUCGCCAGGAUCACGAACCACAGAAACGAGAUCGAUGACAUCAUGGCAGGUACAGCUGAUUACUUGCGUGACUCACGCACUUGCAAAACAGUAGAAGAGUCGCUCGAGCAUUGGGCUCUGUACCUGCACGUGUCGUACAUAGUGUCCGAAUUAUGUCGACCAGCCAUCAGUCCCAGCACAGCCAACUACGAGCUCUCCAAGGCCUUUAAGCAGACAUGCAUCGAUAGCUUGGUCAGCACAGUCGAGGCUUUCCUGGGCCUGCAAAACAUCACGCCUUACGCAAGACAAUCCUGGGCUGCCGUGCACCGCAGUCUGAGUUCCGCACUCCUCCUCGGCAUCAUGGGCGAACACGCCCACAACGAGCGCGCACGCCGCCUCCUAGGCAGAUUCGUGGCGCUCAUGUCAGACAUGCAAUCAGCACUCGACCCGCAAGAACUGGCCGCACCCAUGGAACGAGCCAUCACCGCACUCAAGAAACUGAACAUCCAAGAAUCGAGGCCGUCGAGGUUUAUCGAGGAUAUUGCCUUGGCGCCCUCUGGUGGCAGUGUUGCGGAUAGCAGCGAGAGUCCUGGUAUGGCGGGGGUGGAUCACUCGAGCGUGUUUCCUUCCAACACGAGUGCGUUGGUUGAUGAGGAGUAUUCGCCUUAUAGCGUGCUCAACUCGAUCUUGUGGGGUCAAGGGCCGACUCCUUAG